GCCGUGGUGCGUGUUCUUAAUGGAACAACCAAAGUCAAGGUGGACCAGUCACACGUUCAAACUGUCAUCCCACCACUCGGCGACUACGUCCUCGUUGUCAAUGGCGCCUACCGCAGUGAAGUGGCUAUCGUGAAGAGUAUCGACAAGGACCGAAACGUCGUCGACAUUUGCAUAGACUCUGUAAGUUAG
Molecule: messenger RNA, 189 nt
Organism: Dibothriocephalus latus
Lineage: Eukaryota; Metazoa; Platyhelminthes; Cestoda; Diphyllobothriidea; Diphyllobothriidae
Source: the annotation of a GenBank genome assembly